GGCGAGCCGGAACCCGCCGCCCCAGCCCGAGGCUGAAAAGUGGGGCGCGGAGUCUCCGGGCGCGGCGAGCGAGGGCUGCUUCCGGACGCCAGGGGUCUAGUUUGCCGGCCUCUGCAUCCCGAUUUCUCGCUUCUCAGCCGCACUGAGCGCUGGGGCCUGCAGAUGUUGAGGAGCUUCCAGUGCUGCUUCGUUUUCAGUGCCUGCAUCUCUGCCUGUGCCUCAAAUACCCUCAGUCCCUUCCUCACAAAUUGCAACUUUACCAAUGGACCUGAUUGGCUUUGGAUAUGCUGCGCUUUUGACCUUUGGAAGCAUCUUGGGAUAUAAGAGAAGAGGUGGUGUUCCAUCGUUGAUAGCUGGUCUUUUUGUUGGAUUCUUGGCUGGCUAUGGAGCUUACCGUGUCUCUAAUGACAAGCGAGAUGUAAAGCUGUCACUGUUUACAGCUUUCUUCCUGGCCACCAUUAUGGGUGUGAGGUUUAAGAGAUCUAAGAAAAUAAUGCCUGCUGGACUGGUUGCUGGUUUAAGCCUCAUGAUGAUCCUGAGACUUGUCCUGCUGCUGCUCUGAGAAUCCAGAGACACCGAAGGCUGAGUGCACAUCAUUCUACUGUAAGGCGCAGAGCAUCCUCGGGGUUUAGAAGAUGAAUUUCAGUAUGGCUUAUGGGUGUUUGUUUUAUGUGAGAGACAAAAGAAACACUGUCACCUUUAAUAUGAUGCUAGUUUGAGGUGUGUGUUUGUUUUUUUUUAACAAAAACUUUUACUGUUUUCUAAUUGUCAGGUACUGUUCAUUGUUAAGAUCUGGAUCGCGAUACAUUCUUUCAUUUUCUGUGUCCAGCUUUUAUAUGUGAUUAUUUUGACAUCUAAAUUUGCAAUUGAGGUUUAGAUUAAACUACAACGUAUUAGAUAAUGGGAUACGUUAUCUAUUUGUAAGUGAACUUCACAAAAUGCAGAAUGCUAAUGAGCUAUUUGUCAUUUUUGUUAAUACUAGAAAUUCUGGCUUUCUGUUUUAUUUGUAUUGAUGGGAGCACUGCUUUUUUCCUUGGGAAAAAAAUUUCAUUCUUGGCACAUCCUGUAUAAUAACAGAACGUAUUCAGUAUUCAAAUAAAAGGCCUUCCGCUUUAAGCUCA
This is a messenger RNA of Condylura cristata (star-nosed mole), 1121 nucleotides long. It is a transcript of the gene TMEM14A, whose product is annotated as transmembrane protein 14A. The coding region runs from base 263 to 562 and encodes 99 amino acids. Gene Ontology annotation, biological process: regulation of heme biosynthetic process. The record is from RefSeq and is a predicted model, not a curated record. NCBI's taxonomy places the organism in Eukaryota, Metazoa, Chordata, Mammalia, Eulipotyphla, Talpidae. The transcript has 6 exons. Gene Ontology annotation, cellular component: mitochondrial membrane.